AUGGCCGGUGAUGAAGAUGUGAUUCCGACGGGUGUCGGGUUGAGUGGAGGAGUUCCUCCGGUGAGUAAUGUAUCUGGUGGUGGUGUUCCUCCGGCGAGUAGUGCAACUGGUGUUCAUGUUCUUCCGACAAGUGGUGUGUCGGGUGUUGGUGUAACGGGUACUAGUGGUGCUCGGUCUAAUGAAGUUGCGGUGGUGUCACCAUAUACGCUGUACUCUUCGGAUAAUCCUGGGAGCGAUGAUAACUCAUGUGUUGUUAAACGGAGAAAAUUUACAAUGAAUGGUCCUUGGAGCUCAUUAAUGUGCUUCAAGCUAAGCGGAAAACGGGUUUUGUCAAUGGGUGCGAUCUACGGUGACGUAUAUCUCGGAUGCUUUCCAGCUCUGGGAAAACUUGAAGCAACGUUUCUCGGUGGGAAACAAGGUGCGGGUCAAAUCAAGGUGCAACUCGUUUCAUGCAGACAAGACGGCCAAUCGGUGUUAGAUUACUAUGGUCGACUUUCUAAGUUAUGGGAGGAGCUGCAGAUGUAUCAGCUGAUCCAUGGAUGUGUGUGUGGAGCAGAGGCGAAAAUGGCAAACGAGAAGGAGGAGGAAAAGAUACAUCAAUUUCUUAUGGGCCUUGAUGAUUCACGUUUUGGUAAUAUUUGUACAAAUAUUAUCGGGACAGAUCCUCUUCCUGCUCUUGGUGAAAUUUAUAACAAGAUUGUUCGUGAGGAACAACGUCUUGCCUCUGCCAAAUAUCGUGAUCAGCAGCAGGACGCAGUUGGAUUUGUUGCUCGCCAAUCAGGAUCUCCAAAUCCGUCCGUAAGAUCACAGACUCAACAACAACCUGAGAACUCGAUUUUGCGGAACCGGAACGCUAUUUGCUUGCAUUGUGGAAGAACAGGUCACUGCUCGCAUUGUGGAAGAACAGGUCACGAGAAGCGUGACUGUUGGCAGAUAGUGGGCUUUCCUGACUGGUGGAAUGAACGUAAUGGUGGUCGUGGUCAGAAUAGUGGCCGUGGCAGAGGAGGAGGUCGAGGUGCUGGAGCAGGUCGUGGUCGAGGUCAAGUGACAACCGCUCAUGCAACAUCAUCGAAUUCCUCAACUUUUCCUGAUUUCAGUGCUGAUCAAUGGAAGAUUCUAACCCAUAUGAUCCAAGAGUAG
Microthlaspi erraticum is the source of this 1140-nucleotide messenger RNA. The record is from the annotation of a GenBank genome assembly. NCBI's taxonomy places the organism in Eukaryota, Viridiplantae, Streptophyta, Magnoliopsida, Brassicales, Brassicaceae.